Molecule: messenger RNA, 1554 nt
Organism: Hydra vulgaris (swiftwater hydra)
Lineage: Eukaryota; Metazoa; Cnidaria; Hydrozoa; Anthoathecata; Hydridae
Source: RefSeq, a predicted model, not a curated record
AAUAAAUUUAGAUAAAUAUUAGCAAUCAAUAAAAUAAAUUAUUUUAAGAAUAAUAGAAAAUGAAAGUUUUAAUAAACAAAUUAUAUAAAGUAUGCAUGAUUAUUUCAAUUAAUGCUCUGCAGUGCAAAUGAAAUGGAUGUUUCUGGAUUAGUUUCAAGAAUUCCUGUAUCUUUUGUCUUUUGGCUAUGCUUAUGUCAUUUAUGGAUUAUUCUGUCUUCACUUGUCUACAUGAAAACUGAAGGCUGUGAAGUGAAGCAAGUUAAUCUAGUUGAUUUAUAUUUGUUAAAAUUUUUUUCUUCGAACAACCAAAAAUUGUUAGAUAUAACUUCACCAGGUUAUAAAGAGUUUAAAGAUGGUUAUGAACAAGCAAAGAAACAACAAAACUAUUGGCAAGUCCGCGGAAAAUUCAAUGACUUCUCAAAAGUUUAUAUCUUUGUCUUAUCAUCUGUAACAACCAUAGGCAUGGAGAGUAUGUUUCUUCAAACCUGGCAAUCUCAAUGCUUUUACCUUUUUUCUACUCCAGUUGGCUUCAUCCUUUAUUCCAUAAUGAUAUAUAAAUUUGGGAAUAAGUUUUAUAAUGUUCUUUACACUGCUGCUUCACAUAUAUAUUCCAAGGGCUCUCCAAUUUGGACAACGGAAGAACAUGUGCUCUAUAGAAAACUUAAAGUGAUGAUUAUAGCAAUAUAUUUAUUUAUAUUCUAUAUGUUGCUAUUAGCGUUGCUUGCUUUAACAACAGAUUAUAACUACAUUUAUGGCAUGUAUUGGAUGCUGAAUACAAUGCUCACCAUUAAUGGGCCUUCUCUUGAUUGUGUUUAUGAAUUUUUGCAUUUAGGCAUUGUAGCAUUUAUUACAAGUGUUGUUUAUUUUUUUGGUUUAGAAUUUUUUUAUUUGGUUUGUUUGUCCGCUUUUAGUGUUUUUGGUCACGAUAAUCCUUUUGCAUUAAUGUCAAUAUGCAAUUGUGUCAAUCAUGUGGAGGAGUUAGCCAUUAUCGAAGAGGUAGAGAAAAAACAUAAUGAAGCAAUUUUAUAUUUGAAUGCAAAAAUUGCAGCUGAAGCUAUACAAAUGGAGUGGGAUAGUAGUGAACAUGCUAUAGAUUCUGAUAAUUAUUUUUUUCCAUCUAACAUUAAAAAAUAUAUUACUAGUUCAGACAGUUCCAGUAAUGAAAGUUUAAAGGAGUCAAAAAGGCAGAAAAAAAGAAGAAAGCUUACUCCAAAAAAUAAUCAAACUUUAAAAGAGAAAAAUAUUGAUGAAGAAGUUGUUUAUUUUAAUGAACCUACAUUGGAAAUUUCACCUGCCAGUUCUGUUGACUGGCUUGUAGUUGAAAGUGAUUGAAGCUUUGUUUUUUAUAUCAUGAAAAUAUAAAAGUUUAUUUUAUAAAUAUUAUUUUUUAUGAAAUGUCAUUUUUAAAGAAAAAUAUUUGUGUGAUCUUGUUUUAUUUUACUGAUACAAUUUGAUGACCAUUGCUUGUAUGACCAUUGCUUGUAUGGUCAAGCUUAGGUUGCAUUCUAAGAAAUGUAUUACGAUAAAUGCAAAAAAUAAAUAGACAAACAUCAA